Messenger RNA from Penaeus vannamei (Pacific white shrimp), 1314 nucleotides. NCBI's taxonomy places the organism in Eukaryota, Metazoa, Arthropoda, Malacostraca, Decapoda, Penaeidae. The record is from RefSeq and is a predicted model, not a curated record.
GAAAACAUGUCAUGAGUGGCUUUAGUGCGACUUUUGUGAUAUUUUCAGCGCCUCCGCUUAAAAUACUGGGCGCAUGUAGAUUUAAGCAAAAUCCUUGCCAGCACCCAAUAAUAAUCUUGCGAGAUGUGGCAUUUGUGGACAUGUCUGCACUUCUCAGUUUUGUGUAUCAAGGGGAGGUUUAUGUAUCUCAGGACAGACUCACAACUUUCUUACGCACAGCUGAGAUGCUUCACAUAAAGGGACUGACGGAACAGAAUCAACAGCAAUCUCAUUUAGCAGCACAUCAACUUCAAAGAGAUCAGGGAGGGUUAGUAAACAAGGUGGUGAGCAGCCUAGGUUCUAUAGCAGUUCAAGGUCCGUCCUCACCACGCUUGAGAUCUACACCUUCGCCAACCAGUCAUGUAUUACAGCAACCGUCCCAUAUCUCACCACCACCUAAGAAACGGCGCCCAGCCAGCAGUCCCACCCUCAACUUGCCACUAUCCACCGCAGCACCUUCUACUCCACCCCGCUCAGAUGUACCUCCAGCCCGUAUAGAGCUUAGCCCUCACCUGGAAGGCUCAACCUUGGCAGCAGCCCUCACAAAACCACUUAAUGCUACCAGCCAACGAGGAGAUAGUACCCCACGGGGUUCACAGCCUCCACCCUCUGCACAGUUACCCCCUCCCCCUCUGUUACCAGCACCCCUACCCGCUCCAGAUGUGCCAAAGGUAAAGCAGGAGGAUGAGGGAGAGGGGACAGGGGGAGAAGAGGAUGGUGUAGGACCAGACCAGGCUGUGAACCUUGUGACAGAAGGGUCAAUUUUGAGGCAACGCAUCCAGGGUUAUCAGGGUAGCUGUGAGACACCCUCAACUCUGCCCCCCCCUGCCACCACCAGCAGUAGUACACGGCCAUCACAAGCACUCAUCCACCCGCAUACCCUUAAAGAUGACUCACAAAGUGAUGAUACAAACCUGGGGGAUGUGGGGGUAGAGAUGGGAGAUAGCGGGAGUGGGGAGAAGGAGGCUCUAGCAAGUCCACCACCCAUGGUGAUCAGACCACCACUCAUGGGCCUUCUACCCAGGGAAGCUACAGGGUUAUACACGGGUCCAGGAACGUCAGGGUCUUUAAGUCAACAUGACUCUUCUCAAGGUAAGAAAAGGAAAGAGAUUUUCUAUUGUAAUGCAGCCACAAAUUUUACAUUUGGCAUUUGUUUAAAAAAAAAUGUCACGUGUAUGAAAAUAAAUUUUCUCACAUAGGAGCCUAUUUCCUGAAUCAUUGGGUAUUAUGUUGUGUUGUAAAAUCUAGAUUGAGGUGUGUGAGGCGAUAGGCAGG